This is a messenger RNA of Amphimedon queenslandica, 940 nucleotides long. RefSeq lists its product as uncharacterized. The coding region runs from base 147 to 854 and encodes 235 amino acids. The record is from RefSeq and is a predicted model, not a curated record. The transcript has 3 exons. Lineage: Eukaryota; Metazoa; Porifera; Demospongiae; Haplosclerida; Niphatidae.
GCACAUAUCACGUUAUUGCAGCUGCUAUAACAACAGUUAAUGAUACAACAGUUUGCCUGGAAUGUAUUUUUAGACACAAUUCCCCAUCAGCUGGUUGCUAUGCAGUAUUCCAUCCUAUCAACACAACAGGAGGAGAUUCACGAUUAAUGUAUUACAAAAUAAUGAAACCACCAGCAGAUUCAGCUAGUGGUUGUAUUAGUACAUUGCCUAAUGGAGUAUAUAGUAUAUCAGUAUUGGAUGCACUAAGCUAUGAAGAAGGAACAUUUAAUAAUACUGCUAUUGACAUAUUAUUGCUAAUAACUAUUAAUAAUACAAUGUUUGUGAUACCUUCUACAACAUCAAUGACGACUAGAUCUAUUAUAUCAUUUAAGAUUCCAUCAAGAUCAAUGACAACUACUAAUGAAAAUAGUUGGACCAGUUUCAUUCCUUCUCCUCUUUUGAUAACUUCAUCAAGCUAUGAUGACAAUAUCUCCAUGGCAACAAGUGGUCCACCAGUCCUGAUAGUAGCAUUGACUGGAAGUGCUGCAUUUAUGAUGAUAAUGAUAACAAUUGUAGUGAUAAUUUCUGUGGGUCUAUGUGUAGCUAAAAAAAGAAAAAGAAGUAUUGCAAUUCAUGGUAUCAAGAAAGAUGGCAAUGCUACUCCUUGUCAUACACCAGUAACAAAUCGAUUUAUGGUAAAAGAAGGAAUACAGUGCAAGACAACAUUUAAUGAAGCUUAUGACAAUGUAACACAGGCUAACGUAGUGUAUGAGACAAUACCAGAAAAAGUACAAUAUGUAUCAGGAUCUGCUGCUGGAGGAUUGCAAAUAAAUGUUGCAUAUGAUUGUAUAGGGGGAUUAAGAGCUAAUCAUUAAUACUGUUUUAUUAUAUUUUUCUGUAACCCACCCUACACUGUAUUUCAGAUUUGUUUAUAAUGAUAAUAGUGAUAAUGAAUAAUGCU